Molecule: messenger RNA, 7245 nt
Organism: Hippoglossus stenolepis (Pacific halibut)
Lineage: Eukaryota; Metazoa; Chordata; Actinopteri; Pleuronectiformes; Pleuronectidae
Gene: ntm
Product: neurotrimin
Exons: 8
Coding region: 216-1286 (356 amino acids)
Cellular component (GO): neuron projection
Source: RefSeq, a predicted model, not a curated record
UUUCCUUGUCCUGUUUUGAACAGUAAACAGCGGAUGUGUUUUGUACAGUGCCGACGCACUGGGCGCUGUGUCUCUCCCCCCCGGAGCUCCGCGGCUACCUGGACACACAAUCUGGAUUAGGACUAAUGAACUGGGGCUAAAUAAUCUCCCCGGGAGCGUGUACGCGACUCGUUGUCUCGCUGUGGGGUUUUGUUUUCUCCACCAGGCUGAGGACGAUGUCUGUCCGAGGACACUUUGUCGCUUUUUACAAAUGCUCACUUCUGCUGUCUCUGAGGAUGUUGCUUCUUGUGCCUGCAGGGUUGCCAGUCCGCAGCCAAGGGGACUCUCAGUCCGACAACAAAGUCAUGGACAAUAUCACCGUCCGACAAGGAGAGACGGUCUUUCUCAGGUGUGCACAGGGGGACGUUGUCACACACACAGCAUGGCUUAACCGGUCGAGUAUACUGUACGCUGGGGAAGACAAAUGGUCUGUGGAUCCCCGAGUGAGUCUGGUGACCCUUAAUCAAGAGGAGUUUACCAUCAAGAUUGAAAACGUGGAUAUGACGGAUGAGGGGCAGUAUGUGUGCGCAGUCCAGACAAGCAGUCGACCAAGAACCACCUCAGUGCAUGUCCUCGUCCAAGUACCACCGAAAAUCAUCAACCUGUCAAGAGACCUUGUGGUGAAUGAAGGCUCCAACGUCACCCUCAUGUGCCAAGCCAGCGGUAAACCAGAGCCGUCCAUCAGCUGGAAACUCGUCUCCUCAUCAGGGGACCUGGCAUCGGACGACGAGUACCUGGAAAUCCCAUCCAUCAGCAGACAGAGAGCAGGGACGUACGAAUGCUCGGCUGUCAACGAAAUUGACACAGAUGUUCAGACUGUAGACAUCACCGUCAACUAUGCUCCGACUGUGUCAGAGGGCAGAGAUGUUGGAGUGACUCUGGGACAGAGAGGAGUGCUGGAGUGUGAAGCCGAUGCAGUGCCGGAGGCCGACUUCGAGUGGUACAAAGAUGACCGAAGGAUCUUCACUGGCUUUGAUGGCCUGGAGAUUGUGAAGACUGCAUCACUGUCGAAGCUGGUGUUUUUUAAUGUUUCUGACGGAGAUUACAGCAACUACACCUGUGUUGCCCUCAACAAACUUGGGAGCUCCAACACAAGCUUCCUUUUGUAUGUGGUAAUUGAGCCCACUAGCUCAACGCUAUUGCAAGGACCGAGAGCAGUUCAAGAUGGUAGCGGUGGCGCAAUGGGAGUGCACUUACACACCUGUCUCCUCCUCCUCGUGUUUCUGCCCUUCCUGCUCAAAUUUUAAAGAGGAAUGGAUUUGAACAUAAACGUGUGUGUGUGUGUGUGUGUAUAUGUGUGUGUGUGUGUGCGUGCGUGUGUGUGUAUAUGUGUGUGUGAGUGCGUGUGCGUGCGUGUUCUUUUGGUUGUUUUUUUGUUUUCAACCAGAACCAUAAACUUAUGCACAGUGAGUGCAUGAAGUACCAAGCUAUGUAAUAAUGUUGACACAUUAGAACAUUAGAUAAGUACAUCACCUUUUUUGUGUUGAUUUACUUUUUUGUUUUAGUUUUUAAAGAUGUAACAGAUGUUUCAUAUCUUAACUGAAUUAUUUUGGAUAUUUUUCUCACUAAAUUAUGGUAUUCUGGAUUAUCUCUUUUACUCUGUAAAAAGUUUCUGUUCUUUAAAUGAGGCAUCUCUUAUUCAAAUGGAAUUGUCUUAAUUUUAACCACAUUGCAUAUUCAUCUCAACUCCAGGAAAAGGCAAAUUUUUAGUAAAAGAGGUGAAUGUUAAAUACCUCAAAGUCAAACAGAGGCAGUGAAACAAAAGGAAUUGAGGCUACCCUGAGGCUGGAAGCCUGGUAUUAUCAUAUUUUAAUGUAUAAUAAUUAUCAUUCAGUCUGGUUGAAAGCAGAAUUGUUUUUGACCUUCAAGUCUUUUUGUUCUCAGCAUUAUAGUGGUAUACUUGCAGUUGUGACAUGCUAAUAUUUAAAUUUUAUUUCUCUGUUUUGUUUAGUUUUAAAAUGUUUGAGAAGGGAAAAUAUGAAGCUGUAAUUAUAAGGACAAAUAUCCUCGUUUAACGGCUUUGUUGUAUUAUUUUUUUUUUCUUUACCAGUACAGUUGUACACAAUAAUGGUGUCAAGAAUAAUUAUGUUAUAAUUAAGUAGUGAAAAUGAAGGGAGACACUACUCUGCUUGUGUGGAGUCAAUGUCUGACUUGAGUAAUGCAAAUUGACUAAUGCUUUGGCUACUUGUUUGAACAUCAUGCAAUUUCUACACAACACGGUUGUUUGAAAAAAGGUUCCUGUUCAUGUUACAAACCAGCAGUGGAAGAUUAGAGACCACUCAGUAGGACCGUGUUAACAAAAUAAACACUCUGCAUGCAUUGAGACACCAAGAACCCAAAGACUUAAGAAGUUUAUACAGCAUCAUACAUCACACAUGUCUGUUUCCUUGUCUCCGCACCAAACUAAGUACACAAACACCAUGCUUCAUGGUAUUUUCUUAUCACAAACAUGUUUUGUUUUAAAAGGGGGUUGAUAUCAGAGUGGGGAAAAAAUUUGUUUAAAAUGAUUGAUACCUUUUUAACCAAAAUGUAGUGUGUGGAACAUGACUGUACAUGGCAGUUCUAGGUUUUACUGAAGAGAAAGGAUUGCAGCCUUACCGCACACUAAGGGAGCCAAUUGCAAUAACUGAGAUUCACCAGAGGUCUGUGCAAAAAAGGCUCAAACUGUGCUUAUCAGUCAAUAUAUAGCCUGUAUUAUCCAAAAAGACCAGGUCUAUGAGGAGACUUCUCAGAGUUUCAUUAUGGAGAAGGAUCAGUGCAGUAUCCCAGGCAGGAAACGAACGCCGCACAUCCGUUAUACUUCCUUAUUUUGUUGUGAGCGCGAGGAUUUUAUGCAAUGGCAACCCAUCACAACACGACAGCAAGAAUUAAAGCCAGCAACUUGUGUUGGCAAGUGAUUCACACCAACUGCCAGUGACAACAAAAAAGGAAGGAUUUGGUGUCGGGCUACUUGUUUAGUAAUGUGGAGGAGAUUUUUCUUUUUUUUUUAGAUAGCAUCAAUCUCUUGCAAAAUGCACCACUCUUAGCGUAUUUGUUCCUCAAACACAACAAUCUACGGCUGUUGGGUUGUGCGCGAGCUGCACUCCACGCCAUUUGACUGAGUGCAGCUGGGAAGCAUUUGUGUGAUUCCAUUAACGUGACAUCAAGCAGGAACAGUGAGUUAAAACAAAUGAGUGUGCGUCUGUUAAGUGGUGGGGCGGUGAUCCACUUCUUCUAACAAUCUAACGGCUCCGAUUGUGUGUGUUUCCACAUGUGGUUAUUUCUAAAUGCACACAAGCUCGGUUGACAGACCCGACAGGAGACGAACAAGGCAGAACCACGGAGUUCUGUUCACCUUUUUUUCCCUUUCUAAAAAGAAAAUUCAAUUCUUAUUUUCCUGAAUUACUGGUGAGGUCCUAGUUAUUUUUUUCUUCAUACCUCAUGGGAAUAACAAGGUGUGUGCUCCUUGAGGUGAAAAAAGAGCCACUAUCCAGAUCAAAGAAGCAUGAAACAGAUAGGGCCAUUAUUGAUAUUGAUCAGGGUAAUCAUCAGCUGAAUCCGACAGGCUAAUCAUGGUUUGUUUUCACAACCAAGACAAAGGCAGACAGACCCUGCACACUAUCAUUCAUCUCCAGCACUGUGAUGUUUGGAUUUGACAUGGUAAUUUUUCCGUCCUGGCUUGAAGGAUGGUGCAGAUGAUCUUUCCUCUGUUUUGCACAGUCACUUUGUCACAAGAUGAAUCACCUCUGAAGGCUGCUGCACACUAGAGGAUAACCGGGCAGAUUUUAGACCCAAUUUGCCCCUUCCAACAUUCGCGGUGGCGUUUCCGACCAAAUAAUCCCGAAGUGUAGGGGGCUUUACAAAAUAAUCUUAAUGGUACCGAUUGAGUCGGAGCCUCCCCGAUCUCGAAUAAUCAAAUCGAAUCUCGAAUAUCAAACAUGUUUGAUAUUUACAAUAAUUGGCGGGGAGCGCGAGCGAGAGAGCUAGCUAACUGGAAAGCGUCACCAACUGGAUGUUGCGUACUUGUACAGCUGCGACUAAAGGCAACCACAAAUGUCCAACUCUCUUCUAGAUCGCGCUGCAGAGUGUAUACCCAUUCUCAGCCAUGACUACAGCCAAAACAGACACACGACGUUGGUCCUCCUCCAUGUUAGUUGUUCGUCUGAAGUCAUGUUUAAUCACGCGAGUGUUCCACUCUCCAGUUCAGAAGGUGGCGGUAAUGCGCCUGAAAGUUGUGUGUGUGUUCUGAAGAUUAAAAAUCGGUUCAAUCUCUCAUAUCUGUGGUCUCCCACGUUUUUUUAAAUCGGUCAAGAGUUAAAAAUCCUCCAGUGUGCAGCAGCUGUAAGAUGACCUGUAGUCCGACCACACCCAGAGGAAGUCUGUACUCGAGCCCCUUGGAUUGGUGUCUGUGACGUAGCUGCUGUUAAAAGGCACAAACACUCACAGCCUCAUCACUUGGAGUUCACUGGAAAGGCUGAAAAUGAACUGAAUGUGAAAACACCUCGCUUAAUUCUUUGCCUGGAAAUAUCAAUUAACAAACACACACACACUGCAUAUAUUAUAUUCUUCUCAAGUACUCAAACACAUGCCACAAAUUCUUCUAGGGUAAGGCAGUUUAAUCUAUAUAUAUUUUUUGGCCUAAAUUUUGUAGAACUGCCGAGUAAAAACUGGGUCAUUUAUUUCAUUUCAUGUUUUUUUUUGUUUUCAUUUCUUUACUACCUCUGAGCAGUUGUUUAGCAAUGUGUCCAAUUAUUAAAUGGCACAGCAAUUACCAUACCUUAAAGUGAGUUUGAUCUGGUUAUGGAUGUGCAUUUGUGUGCACUGUAAUGACAGUGUCAGAGUGAUGCUCAUUCACAGAAACCCAUGCUCUACCACGCAUCUGUAUUAGUCAGUAGGUGUAUCACAGGACAGGACAAUGCACACAGCAGAAUGUUAAUGCAGUUUAUUGCUUUGUCCUUGCUAAUUGUGAUAAUGUGUUUUCUUUUUCUUUUUCUCUUUCAUUUGAAAUGCAAUAAAGUAUAAUUUGUUUCAAGCCAAGCACACCAUUUCUAGGACAAGCCCGUGUAAGUGCUUACCUUUAGAGAAAAGAUGGAUUUGUAUAAACCAGCAGGGCUGCUGGCAAAACAUAACAAGGUGUGCAUUUCUAGAUAACAUGAAAAGGAAAGGAUUUUCUUGAAAGUCAAAGGUGUGGAGUUGGUCGUAUAGCUGACUGACUUAACCGUAAUAUUUCCACUCAAUAUUAGCACUGCCACAUGGCCGAUUUGGCAGCGAUUCAGAAUGGAGACUGAACUGAGCAGCGCAGACUACAAUCCAAAACUGAGCACAGGGAAAUUCUACAUUUAAGUUGCAUCAUUAAAAGGAUCCCUGCUAAUUGUCAAUACCAAACAACAAUGUUGUUUCUGAACCGCCAUGAGAUCUGUGGUCAUAGACAAAAUGUUCCAAACUGGGCUGAAGAAGCAGCACGGAGGAAAAGAGCAGUCUGAUCUGCGAUCUGAGGAUGAAGUCCUCUGCCUUUUCAGUGGAAAUGGAAAGCAGUCGGCACCUGUCAGAUCACUGCUGGAAAUCCCGCAAGAUCACAUUUGCUAAAGUUUUGGCCUUGGUCUGAGCCGCGUGCAGCCAAAAGAAAAGUAUCAUCUUCAUUUCCUUGAUCUGAAAUCCCUGCUGUUCCUAAUGUGUAAGAAGAGAAGAAGUGGAGAAAUCCUAGCUCCUUCUUUAAAGCCUGUGUAAAGGAUGUCCAGAGAUUUGUUUGUAUUUGUAAGAAAGCUAUUGCUAAAACACAAAAGAAAUGAAAUUGGCGCCUAAAUGUGGAGUUAGAAUGUUUAACUUAUCAUUUUUAUGUUCAGGAUCUUUUGGGCAGGUCAGAAAUCAUCCCUCACCUCAUACUGUAACCUCAUGAAAACUAGAGUGCAUGUGGUUCUCCAACUGAUUUUGUGAAGAGCCGCUGAGGGUCACCUUUGACACCCGCCUCUGCAGUGACCAUUUGCAGUUAGUAGAUAUACAAGCUAAACGGACUAUCUCAAUCCUCUGCCUUCAUAUGUCCUGCCCACAUUUGGCACCACUGUUAACAGUACAUGUCCACCAAUGAGUGUAAGGUGCCUUGUGUGCCUAUGAAUCAUAUUGUGUCAUAAAGGCAAACAUUGAGGGGCCGGUCACCUAAUUCAGACUUAGAGCUAAAUGCAGUGUACUGUUAAUGCAGCCAGGCUCAUCAGGACUUAAAUACAGAUUUUUUUUUAAAGUAUAGAUUCUUUCGCUCCCAUGCUGAGCAACAGCAGCAUAUAACAUCAUCAUGAUAAGAUACAUAUUUUAUUGGGGAAAACCAACUUCCAUAACACACUUUCCUUCUGCACGGCAUAAACAAAAAAUAAAUCAGCCUGUGUGCUUUCUUAUUAGAGCAAAUGCAAAUGCUCCACGUUCCCACCACGCUUGUCUUCUCAAAAGGAUAUGCAAGAUGCACAGUGAUCCCCAUUCAAGCCAAACUUAUAAUGAUAAAACCUAGCAACCCGGGGAGAGGAUGUCGGAAAUAUUUCUGGUCCUUUCCCAGUUCAAAUCGGAAACCGCACUGAAAAAGGCCUGAAUACACUUAAAUUUCCCUGUUUCUGUCUGAGUCCAGUCAGCCAAUUCUGAAUCACAGCCCAUGAAGGCUUGUAUUUUGGCAGUAGCGCUGCAUAUUUAUGUUGAUAUGACCAAUUCCACUGUCUGUUUGAAGACUGCAUAGGGAUUGCAGGGCACAUUCUUUCUUUUGGCCCAAUCAAACAGUUGUCCAGUUGGAGCAUGGGCUGAUUGGAAACAAUGGGUAUAUUUCUUGUCUUUGUUUCCAUAUGUGCAAAGUGAGAGAACAACCUUUGAUGAGAAUUUGAUACCAUUCAAGAAAAAUAAUGAGCUUGUGUCGCACUUACCAGAUAGUACUAUUAAUUUUCGGUGUCGUGACAUUUGUGUGAUUUGCAUUGCGGUCUGGAAGAGAGGAUGUUUGGAUGGACAUGCAAAAUCCAACCUUUGUCUCAGCUGCCAGGAUAUGAUCAUAGCAGACACAAGAAGUAGUCCCAUCAUGUGAUGCUUGCCUGGCUACAAGUUCACAGCGCUCUCUUCGUUCGGACUGUUCACAAGCGGAGGGAGACAUCAUGCUGUUUGACUCCCUGCAUUGUAAAGGAUUGUUGGUUCAUAUGUAUUUUCUUGAUGACACGUGUGUGCUCAUAUUUAAGACAAUAAUAAUAAAAUGUUGUAUCUUAA